Messenger RNA from Syngnathus typhle (broad-nosed pipefish), 1297 nucleotides. RefSeq names its product glucosaminyl (N-acetyl) transferase 3, mucin type (gene gcnt3). NCBI's taxonomy places the organism in Eukaryota, Metazoa, Chordata, Actinopteri, Syngnathiformes, Syngnathidae. The coding region runs from base 1 to 1272 and encodes 423 amino acids. Gene Ontology annotation, molecular function: acetylglucosaminyltransferase activity. Gene Ontology annotation, cellular component: membrane. The record is from RefSeq and is a predicted model, not a curated record. The transcript has a single exon.
AUGAAGAUUUCCAACAAGAAAAGGAUUUUGGCCAAGUUCUUAAAAGGCCCAUGGCUUCCGAGGAUCUUUUCCUUCAUCCUUUUGGGUGUGUUUGUUUUGCUCGUCCGAUGGAAAACGGACCUUGAUCCGACCAUACCGCAGCAAAUCAAGACUGACCUGCCUGCCUGCUCUGCGAUCAUCACGGGAGACGUGGCGGGUCGCGAAAACGACUUACAAGUCCUUUUAUCGUCCAGGAGGAGGCAAGUUCUGCUAUCUGAGGACUUCUACCUGAACGCGACCCAAGAUUGUCAAGCUUAUAUAACACGGAGAGGCUUCUUUAUGGUUCCUCUGAGUGAAGAAGAGAAGGAUUUCCCCAUCGCGUACUCAAUGGUGAUCCACGAACAGAUUGAAAUGUUCGAGCGGCUCCUGCGUGCCAUUUACAUGCCUCAGAACAUCUACUGCGUCCACGUGGACCGGAAAUCCACUGCGGACUUCCAUAAAGCCGUGGAAGCCAUCGUCUCCUGCUUUGAGAACGUAUUCGUAGCUAAGAAAUUAGAAAAUGUGGUUUACGCCUCAUGGUCGCGAGUACAGGCCGAUUUGAACUGCAUGGAAGGUUUAUUGGGAUCCCGGGUUCGGUGGAGGUACCUGCUCAACACAUGCGGGACGGACUUUCCAAUUAAGACCAACCGAGAGAUGGUGCGAGCUUUGAAGCUCCUCAACGGGAGGAACAGCAUGGAAACAGAAGCCACGAAUGACUACAAGAAGCAACGUUGGCAGUAUCACUUUAACAUCACCGACUCCAUCGUCAGAACCGACGUGAAGAAAAGCCCACCUCCCAUUCAGAGUCCAAUGUUCACUGGGAAUGCGUACUUUGUGGUCAGUAGGGCCUUUGUGGAACACGUGAUGCAGGACCUGGAAGUUCACGCGUUACUGGAGUGGGAGAAGGACACGUACAGCCCCGACGAGCAUUUGUGGGCCACCUUGCAGCGAAUGCCCUCCGUGCCCGGAUCGAUACCCGCAAACGCCAAAUACGACACGUCGGACAUGCAUGCCAUAGCCCGCAUGGUCAAAUGGAGUUAUUUGGCAGGGGACGUGAGGAAAGGGGCUCCUUAUGAGCCAUGCAAAGGGGAGAAUAGAAGAGCGGUUUGCGUGUAUGGAAGCGGAGACCUGGCGUGGAUCUUAAGACAACAUCACCUCCUCGCUAAUAAGUUUGAUCCAAUGGUGGACGACAUUGCUAUUAGAUGCUUGGAGUCUAUUUUGUAUUUUAAAGCUUUAGGUUAUGGAGUUCAGUAAGUAUUUGGCAUCAUUUGACAUUGAG